Molecule: messenger RNA, 3786 nt
Organism: Chiloscyllium plagiosum (whitespotted bambooshark)
Lineage: Eukaryota; Metazoa; Chordata; Chondrichthyes; Orectolobiformes; Hemiscylliidae
Source: RefSeq, a predicted model, not a curated record
UUUUCAGAGCCUACCCAGCACUUUCUCUGAACUCUGCACUUCAGCUUUGCAAAUUAUUGGCAAGGAACUGAACAGUACACGGACAUUCCACUCACCGAGAUCUGACCCCGGGGUGGAAAAGGAAAAUACUCACUUUGUACUGUUCCUCCACUGCAGAUUCAGAGUGUUUUUGAAGCACGGACACCUAAAAUGGCGAUGUUUUAGUCCACAUUUAGCAGCUGCAGGAGCUUUUGGAGAAAACGAAACUGCAACCGAAGAAUUUAUCAAAGGCAAAGGGGAGGGCUCAGAAAGAACAGGGCAGGAAAUGGAGUUCAUAUGCGCAGUAACACAGCCAGCAGCAGAACAGUUCACUGUAACACUUUAUAUAAUUAAAAACCGUCUGCCUUCAGAUAUAAUUAGCGAUAAUAGUUCAAGAUUUCUUUUACAUUUUUAUUAGUUGGACAUCAACUCGGACAAUUAUUUUAUGAGCUUUAUUUUCACGUCUUUGUUAUCUGGUAUUGGCUGAACGAGCAGAAUGAUCACUGUUGAAUAUUACACACAGUCUGAAUUUCUGUGAAAGAAUUUAUCCUGUUGCAGCGAGAACUCAAGCUUCCAUUUUUAAGCAAACACACGGAGUUUUUAUUCUUUGCACUUUUUAAAAUUAAUGCAGGGAUACGUAUAUUUAAAAUGACAGCAUUCAGCAUCCCUUGCAGGUAGCUUAAUGGUCUUUGUUUCCAUUUGCGAAGAUCACUCAAAUAACCAGGUUCGGUCUGUAUCCCUGAAACCUUCAAUAAACAGAACUGCAGAUAAAAAGGCCAAAUUACGAUUGUGGAGAGGUCACCGCUUGGUGCAAGAUUUACUAAUUCUUAACUAGUGUGUUGGAAUUGGACAAAGUUCAGAUAUGCCCCGAAUUUCAACCCCUGAGCAAGAAGCGUUUGUCAUUGCCCACAAAUGGCUUUGACGCGGUUCGCAGAGAAUCGCUACCAAGCAUGCCGUCCGAAGGACAGGGCUGUCACUAAUGAUCCUGGAGAGGAAGGUGAUGAGAAUGUGGAGCGAGGUAACUGGUCCUUAAAGACUGAUUACUUGCUGUCGAUGAUCGGCUGUGCUGUGGGUCUGGGCAAUGUCUGGAGGUUCCCUUACCUGGCUUACAGAAACGGAGGAGGUGUGUUCCUUAUUCCCUACACACUCAUGCUGGCACUCAUUGGCAUACCAAUGUUUUUUCUGGAAUCUUCCUUUGGGCAGUUUGCCAGCCUUGGACCUGUCGCAGCCUGGAAAGCUGUGCCCAUGUUGCAAGGUGUGGGUAUAACCAUGGUCCUUUUCGGAGCAAUUGGCAACAUUUCGUACUGCGGCAUCCUCGCCUACAGUCUGUACUACCUGUUUGCUUCCUUCCAAUCACCCCUGCCAUGGGCAGACUGCUUCAGUUGGUGGGGAGCAGAUGAAACAUGCAGCAGGACCCCCAAAGAUCCACUCUGCAAUCUCACUCUGGACGAUGGAUAUUUUAAAAUCGUUAACACAACAUGGCUGCAGACAAACAAUGAAAGUUGUCCAAAUGGAUCAGAAAUCUCCAUUCCUCACCAGGGUCCGAGUGAGCAAUACUGGGAUAAAGUGGCUUUACGUCGGACUAGUUCAAUAGAUGAGACAGGGGAGAUGGUUUGGUAUUUAGCCCUCUGUCUGCUUCUGGCCUGGCUGAUCAUUGGAACUGUGCUAUCCAAAGGAAUCAAAUCUUCAGGAAAGGUGGUUUAUUUCACUGCAACAUUCCCUUAUGUGGUUCUGACUGCACUCCUGAUCCGCGGGGUUACCCUGGAGGGAGCCCAUAAAGGAAUCGAAUUCUACAUUGGAAGCCAGUCAGAUUUCUCUAGACUGGCUGAUGCUGAGGUCUGGAAAGAUGCCGCAAUACAGAUUUUUUAUUCAACAUCAAUCAGUUGGGGGGGCUUAAUAACACUUUCAUCCUACAACAAGUUCCACAACAACUGCUACAGAGAUACCAUCAUUGUCUGCAUUGUUAAUUCUGCUACAAGCAUAUUUUCUGGCUUUGCCAUCUUCUCCAUCCUUGGACACAUGGCUCAUCUGCAAGAUAAGCCUGUUUCAGACGUUGCACAGUCAGGUUUUGGAUUGGCUUUCAUUGUCUACCCAGAGGCCCUUGCCCAGUUGCCAUGGGCACCUUUAUGGUCUACAUUAUUUUUCUUCAUGCUGGUCACUCUGGGAGUUGAUACUCUGUUUGCAGCUUUAGAAACAAUCAUGACAGCCCUGGUGGACCAGUUCCCUACGUUUCUACGACCAAAGCGCCUUUAUCUGAUAACUGUCGUUUGGUUGUUGUUUUAUUGCUUUGGCCUUGAAUGUGUAACUCAGGCAGGAAUUUACUGGAUCAAGUUAAUUGAUCAUUUCACUGCUGGAUGGGGUAUUCUGACAGCUGCUCUGCUGGAGGUCAUCGGUCUGAGCUGGAUCUAUGGGCUGAACAGAUUCAUCAAGGACAUUGAGAUGAUGAUUGGGGAAAAGAACUGGCUCUUCUGGCUGUGGUGGAGAAUCUGUUGGUUUUUUGUCACUCCGUGUGUGCUGGCAGCAACAUUGCUCUGGUCCUUAGUCACAUUUGGCCCACCAACAUACGGACCUGUUGAAUAUCCUGACUGGGCAGUAGUGCUGGGUUGGUGCAUAACCAUUUUCUGUACAAUGUGGAUUCCCAUUAUCGCCAUAGUUAGAGUUGUUCAAGCUGAGGGCUCCACUUUGUGUCAGACUCGUGGAGCAGAACGAUGACCUCAUAAAAUCUAAGAAAAAGGUCACACUACACAACAGCUUAGAUUCUGAAGACUUAACUUCGAGAAUCUCAAGAUAAAGCCGUGUGCAAUCUGGAAUCAAGGCCCAUCAAUGACUAGGGGCUAGACGCCAGUAUGGACUGGAUUGGAAAGACUGUUGUGCUGAAUUUUUUAUUUUUUAAUUUUUCUGAUUUAUUCCUAUGAUCUGUGUUGCUGCACCUUUAAUUUCUUUACUUUUCUAAUUUUUUCCCUAAGCAUUUGUACUUGAGCAUCCGUACCUCUUUGUACCUAAAAUGGAGCCGUAAGUGGCAACUUGUAAACUUUUCACUGUAUUCAUUUGAGAAUGUGAAAAUAAAUCUAAUUGUAAUUCUAAUUCUAACGAAAUGCACUACUGACAACUGAAGGUUCGCUAUAGGCUAAUUCUUCCUGACUCUUCACAUCCUUAAGUCCUGAUCAUCCAUCACUUUCUAACCACAUUCUGUACUUUUUUAGUUAAUACAUUUGCCAUUUCAGUACGGGACACUGUCUGAAGUCUUCAAAAGCCAGGCACCUGAAUCAGUGAUAAGUGUGAGAGAAAUGGCAAUGCAGAUGACGUUGUAACAAAUAGUUUCAGAUAAAUGGUUGAACACUGAACAGAGACCUGGAUGUUUUUCAACAGCGAUGUGAUGAAAAUGGUGCAUCAAACAGGACAAUGUGAAACUCUUUAGUUAAGGAAUAUAGCUAAUUAGAUACUACAGGAGAGAACUUUGUGUUGAUGAAGCCAAAGUUAAAGUAAUUUGAAGAUGCUGAAUAAAAAUUCUAUGUGCAAUAACAUUACAAGAUCUUAUGGACUGUAUUGAAUGGUACCAACAGCUUAGGAAGAAACAGUUUGUUGAAAAUCAUGUGGAUGGCCCUGUUAUCAUUGCUGAGGACCAUGAUCUCUAGCUGUUAAGAGGAGACAAAAAAGUUUGGACGGGAAACAGUUUUUCAAAAUGAUCCAUUCUGAGAAGUCUUCUUCAGACAAAGAAUACUGGGAGACAGUGUUUCCUUGCAACAUGGUAUGGGGGAGGUGAUGGCC